AUGGACGUUUCUUCAACAUCUGCUUCCGAACAAAACCCUCAAGGACAUAUCUCAUCGGCGUCGGUGGCGCCCGCGCUCGCCCCGGAGAAGACGCAGACGAAGAAGAGAAACGGGUGUCCCGGCGUUCGUGUUGUCGGCGGUCGCAUUUAUGAUUCCCAGAAUGGGAAGACCUGUCAUCAGUGCCGACAGAAGACAAUGGAUAUUAUGGCAUCAUGCAAAAAUGAAAAACAAUGUAACCUCAAAUAUUGCCAUAAGUGUCUUCUCAAUAGAUAUGAGUGGUUUUGUCCUAGAUGUAGAGCCAUUUGUAAUUGUAGCUGUUGCAGGAAGAAAAGCGGGCAACAACCCACUGGGAUUCUUGUACACACUGCAAAAUCAACUGGUUUUGCAUCUGUUUCAGAGAUGCUUAUUGUCCAUGGUUCUGAUGUUCAGUCAGUAAAGGAAUCUGCCUGUGUCAUAAGAAAAAAAGGGAAGGAAAAUUCUGAUCUGAAUUGUGAUGAGGAAACUGCAAAAAUGGUGAAUGCAAUGGAUCGUGGAGUUAUAAUAUCCAAUAAAAGAAAGAGAAAGAGCAAGAAAGACAAGGAGGGGAUACCUAACGAAGAUGUACCAAAUGUUGAAAUUCCACUACCCAAAGGAUCUAUACUGAGAUCUGUGGCUAACAUUGAACUGCAACCUGAAGAAACUGGUCAUGCAUUGCAGUUCUUGGAAUUUUGUGCUGCUUUUGAAGAGAUUCUUGAACUGAAGAAAGAUGAGCCUGAAUACAUCUUGCAAGAACUAAUUCGCGGGGGUGGUGGAUGUAUAGGACGUUCUUCUCCAGUUGCCCAGUUUCUUAUUCGUUUGUUAACCCUGAUACAAACAGACUCGGGAGAGAGCUCUAAUGUGAUAACUCAUAGAUUAAACCACAAAACAUCAUGGCUUCAUGCACUGCAUAAAUGCAUCUCUAUUACUUCAACAUUUAUAUCAGGGAAUUUGAAAUUGGAUAGAUUUGAUGGGGGAGUUCACAGCUAUGAGAGUUUAAACUCUACAGAAAGGCUUACUCUCGUAAACUUUGUGUGUGACGAAGUUCUUUGCACCAGGAAGGUAAGGAAUUGGAUGGAAGAACAAAAACUGAAAUGUGUUGAGGAGGAGAAGGUAACAAAAGAUAAAAUUGUUGCUGCGAAACAAAAGGAGAAACAAUUGAAGCAGAAGAUGAAGGAUGAGUUGGCUGAAGCUGUCAUUGCUAAAAAUGGUGUUCAUCUUUCAAUUUCUGAGCAUACAACCAUUGUUUCACAAUUUAAAGUGCAAACAGACCAAGCUCAUGCUGAGAUGAUGGAAUCAAAAGAGAUGCUAUGCACAGAAAAACAACAUUGCAUUUCUGUUAGGACAAAGCCCAUCCUCAUGGAUAAUGAGGGGCGUACAUUUUGGAGACUGAAGGGUGAUGAGUCGAACAUUUUACUUCAAGGUUUUGCCUUUACCAUUGAAUUACAUUGGGUUCAACCCUGA
This is a messenger RNA of Impatiens glandulifera, 1479 nucleotides long. RefSeq lists its product as uncharacterized. Bases 1 to 1479 code for a protein of 492 amino acids. Gene Ontology annotation, biological process: regulation of DNA-templated transcription. Gene Ontology annotation, cellular component: nucleus. Lineage: Eukaryota; Viridiplantae; Streptophyta; Magnoliopsida; Ericales; Balsaminaceae. The record is from RefSeq and is a predicted model, not a curated record. The transcript has 10 exons.